GUCAUAAACAAGGUCUUAUGUCGGGUCCUAAACCAAGUCUUAAGUAAGAUCUUAGUUUUAAGGGCCAUCCCAAGACCAUCCAGAGCCAUCUUAGAUGCUGUUUCCAUUUCCCAUCAUAAAUUCAGCUUUAUCAGGAUUUCUUGCUUCUUCAUGACGUUAUUUAUUGGAUCUUGGUCAGCUGCUGUUGAAUUUGCACAAUGGGUUACCAGGUCAAACCAGAUAAAAGGAAUGUGUUGUUGGCAACUGGAGAGUCAUACAGGUCACUAUCCUUUCAAUACAGAAUUCACCAUAGUUGGAUUAGCAUAUGUGUAAAACAAGUUCUUCAAAGUAUUGGUAAACGUAUGCUUCAUAUCUAUUUACCUCAGCCUAGUAAAGAACAAAUGGAGGCAAAUGCUUCAGAUUUUAAUAGCUUAUGGAAUUACCCAAAUUGUUGUGCAUCGAUUGAUGGUAAAUAUAUAAGAAUUCGUUGUCCAUCCAAUGCAGGAUCUCUCUAUUUUAAUUACAAAAACUUUCAUUCAAUUGUUCUGCUAGCAGUCGUCGAUGCAAGGUAUAGAUUUGUGGCAAUUGACGUAGGAUCCUAUGGCAGAGAGGGCGAUGCGGGGAUAUUUAUAAAAUCAAACAUAAGAAAGCAGAUUGCUACUGUUAACUGUUUUAAUUUACCUCCUCCAAGAUUUAUUCCUGGUACUAAUAUGCAGCAACCUCAUGUAAUAUUGGGGGACUUGGCAUUCAGUUUAACAACAAAUAUUAUGAAACCAUAUUCACCUAAUCAAGCAAAGCAUGACAAGACAAAAGCCAUUUAUAACUACAGACAUUCCAGGGCCAGAACAUCAAAAGAUGCAUUUGGUAUAAUGUGUCAGUACUUUAGAAUAUUCUACACACCCAUAGCCGUGGCUCCAGAGGUAGCUGACAACAUAAUAGUUUCUACUUUUAUAUUGCACAACAUGUUUCCAAAGGCAAAAAUUUCUUGUUCAAACGAAAAUGCCAAUAAAGUUUUUUUCCGGAUUUUACAAAAGAAAGUAUGUUAAAGUUAAUCGCCACUUGCGACAAAAGAGCAUCAUAUGAAGCAUUUGAGGUUAGAGAUAACUUUAAAAUCUAUUUUAAUACUAUUGGGGCUGUACCAUGGCAAGGCAAUAUGGUGUCUCGUGUCGAGUAAUAUUAUUAUUGUCAAAAUAUUAUAUGUGCAA
Molecule: messenger RNA, 1184 nt
Organism: Anthonomus grandis grandis
Lineage: Eukaryota; Metazoa; Arthropoda; Insecta; Coleoptera; Curculionidae
Exons: 2
Coding region: 198-1025 (275 amino acids)
Source: RefSeq, a predicted model, not a curated record